Molecule: messenger RNA, 1152 nt
Organism: Onthophagus taurus
Lineage: Eukaryota; Metazoa; Arthropoda; Insecta; Coleoptera; Scarabaeidae
Source: RefSeq, a predicted model, not a curated record
AUGUCCAUGAGAAAAUCCGAGCAGAGCGAAGCGCUCACAAUACGGCAGAAUAUUAUCACAUUUUGCGAGAAUGAAAAGGCGGCAGGAAGAUAUUCAUUUUGUGUUGACCAGGUUAUAAGUCGUGUGGCAGCAAUGACAGGGAAAUCCGAGAGAACAAUUCGGCGAAUUAAACUGACGCUUUGUAAUAAGGAAAAUGAGCCACCUCAGGCCGAAGCACAAUCUUCAUCGAUGGAUAUUGUUAAAACUAGCUUCGUUAAAAGGUCACCUCAGAUUUUGUUAGAUGAUACAGACAGAUGUGUACUUCGCAAUAAAAUUCACUCUUUAUAUACAGUUGAUAAGACAGUCCCAACUCUUAAUGUGUUACAUGCCUUCAUGGUAAAUGAAACCCAAUUCAAAGGUUCGAAAGAGACGUUACGGAAAAUUUUAAUUGAUAUGGGAUUUAAAUAUAAAAAGACCAAUGAUGAACUUGGUGAAAAUAAGAUACCUGUUGUAUAUUUGGAUGAAAGCUACGUACAUAAAAAUUAUACUGUUUCGAAAUGUUGGCAAGGUCCUGACGAACAUGGAGUUUUGAAAAAAGAUGGAGCUGGUCAACGAUGGAUAAUUGCUCAUUGUGGAGGCAGUAUGGGUUUUAUUAAGAACGGUUUCCUUUUAUUUAAAUCAAAAACAAAAAGUGGUGAUUAUCAUGACGAAAUGAAUUUUGAGAACUUUUCAAAAUGGUUCAAAACACAAGUGCUACCAAAUUUACCGGAUAAUUCAAUAAUCGUUAUGGACAAUGCGCCUUACCAUUCAGUACAAAUACAUAGGCCUCCUACUUCUUCAUCAAAGAAAAAUGAUAUAAUCUGUUGGCUACAAUCGAUGAACAUACCAUACCAUCCACAAAUGUUAAAAUGCGAGCUACUAGAAAUCGUUAGGAGGUACAAACCAUCACCACAGUAUGUAAUUGAUGAGUAUGCAAAAUCGAAGGGUCAUACUGUAUUACGCCUUCCUCCGUAUCACUGUGACCUGAAUCCAAUAGAGCUAAUUUGGAGUAUGGUGAAGAGAAAAAUAGCCUCUGGUAAUAUUGGAUUAAUAAAUAUGGAAAAUCUAAUUCACGAGGCAGUAAAUCAAAUAACUCCCCUAACCACGUUGAGAAAAUUAGAAAUGAAUAUAUGA